GGGGAUGAACGACGGGCGCUGUUUGACGCUGUUACCUGGUGUUACGUGUCGCAGAAGCACUAACCGGUCAGUCAGUGUACCGUCUCGUUCCUGCCCUUGAACAACGUCUGCUGUUCGACAGUGUCCGCGCCUACCUGCGCCCUAGAAACUGCACGCGUCAACUGACAGAUCAAGAAAUAUAAGUCAUGUCGAGUCCGUCAUUGAAAGACCUGCCCAAAGUAGCUCUAGACCUGAAAAGCGAAUUAGAAGGUUUCAAUCAUGGCUGCAUGAAGAAAGCCGCUACUGCCGAGAAGAACGUUUUACCCUCCGCCGAAGACGUGCGACAGGAGCGGCAACAUUCUGAGUUGAUACAUGGUGUGGAAACCUUUAAGGCAGAUCAAUUGAAGCACGCAGACACGAAAGAGAAGAUUGUGUUGCCUAACGCCAAAGACGUUGCAGCGGAGAAAACCCAGCAAACGUUGAUCGCCGGUAUCGAAAAGUUUGACACCGCAAGUCUGAAGCACACCGAGACGCAGGAGAAGAAUCCGUUACCCGAUAAAGAUGCGAUUCAGCAAGAAAAGGGGAAGCAACAAUUAAUCUCCGGUAUCGAAAAUUUUGAUCCAGCGAAAUUGAAACAUGCGGAAACCCUCGAGAAAAAUCCUCUGCCCACCAAAGAAGCGAUCGAUGCCGAAAAGAUAGCUGCUUAAAGAAGCUGCUACACGAAAACGAA
Molecule: messenger RNA, 709 nt
Organism: Trachymyrmex septentrionalis
Lineage: Eukaryota; Metazoa; Arthropoda; Insecta; Hymenoptera; Formicidae
Gene: cib
Exons: 6
Coding region: 186-686 (166 amino acids)
Biological process (GO): actin filament organization
Cellular component (GO): cytosol
Molecular function (GO): actin monomer binding
Source: RefSeq, a predicted model, not a curated record